Messenger RNA from Suricata suricatta (meerkat), 5683 nucleotides. RefSeq names its product doublecortin like kinase 2 (gene DCLK2). Gene Ontology annotation, biological process: protein phosphorylation; intracellular signal transduction. Lineage: Eukaryota; Metazoa; Chordata; Mammalia; Carnivora; Herpestidae. The record is from RefSeq and is a predicted model, not a curated record. Gene Ontology annotation, molecular function: protein kinase activity; ATP binding. Bases 256 to 2607 code for a protein of 783 amino acids. The transcript is spliced from 17 exons.
AGCGAGCCGCGCUGGACAAUGAGCUGGGCAGCUCGACGCUGCGGCCAGUUUUAGUGGGGGCGCGGGUCGGUCGGCGCCUCGGCUGCUCACAGGCCCCCACCUGCGAGGAGAGGGUGGGAUGCCAGAGCCAGGUGUCCCGGUUCUGUGAGGCCCAUCACGGUCAGACGUCCCUGUACUUGAUUCUCGCAUUGAGGUUAGGCUACCCAGAGGUUGUGGCUGGGACCUUUUUCGUGGGGAGCCCUUGGAGCAGCCGCGAUGGCCAGCACCAGGAGUAUUGAACUGGAGCACUUUGAGGAACGGGACAAAAGGCCGCGGCCAGGGUCGCGGAGAGGGGCGCCCAGCUCCUCAGGAGGCAGCAGCAGUUCGGGCCCCAAGGGGAACGGGCUCAUCCCCAGCCCGGCGCACAGUGCCCACUGCAGCUUCUACCGCACGCGGACCCUGCAGGCUCUGAGCUCGGAGAAGAAGGCCAAGAAGGCGCGCUUCUACCGGAAUGGGGACCGCUACUUCAAGGGCCUGGUGUUUGCCAUCUCCAGCGACCGCUUCCGGUCCUUCGAUGCCCUCCUUAUCGAGCUCACCCGCUCCCUGUCGGACAACGUGAACCUGCCCCAGGGCGUCCGCACCAUCUAUACCAUCGACGGCAGUCGGAAGGUCACCAGCCUGGACGAGCUGCUGGAAGGUGAGAGUUAUGUGUGUGCAUCAAAUGAACCAUUUCGUAAAGUUGAUUACACCAAAAAUAUUAAUCCCAACUGGUCUGUGAACAUCAAGGGUGGGACAUCCCGAGCCUUGGCUGCUCCCUCCUCCGUGAAAAGUGAAGUGAAGGAAAGUAAAGAUUUCAUCAAACCGAAAUUGGUGACCGUGAUUCGAAGUGGAGUGAAGCCUAGAAAAGCCGUGAGGAUCCUUCUAAAUAAGAAGACUGCUCAUUCCUUUGAACAGGUCUUGACAGAUAUCACCGAAGCCAUUAAACUAGAUUCAGGAGUGGUCAAGAGGCUCUGCACGCUGGACGGAAAGCAGGUUACUUGUCUGCAAGACUUUUUUGGUGAUGAUGAUGUUUUUAUUGCUUGUGGACCUGAAAAAUUUCGUUAUGCCCAAGAUGACUUUGUCCUGGAUCACAGUGAAUGCCGUGUCUUGAAGUCAUCUUAUUCUCGCUCCUCAGCCAUUAAGUAUUCUGGAUCUAAAAGCCCUGGGCCCUCCCGACGCAGCAAAUCACCAGCUUCAGUAAAGAGGGGUGGCCUUCACUCCAGUGCCUACUCUGCAGCCAGAUCCCCAGUUAACGGAACUCCCAGCAGCCAGCUGUCUACUCCUAAAUCGACGAAAUCCUCCAGCUCUUCCCCAACUAGCCCAGGAAGCUUCAGAGGAUUGAAGCAGAUUUCUGCACACGGCAGAUCUUCUUCCAAUGUAAAUGGUGGACCUGAAAUUGGUCGUUGCAUGAGUCCUGAAGGUGUGAAUGGAAACAGGUGCUCUGAAUCAUCUACUCUUCUUGAGAAAUACAAAAUUGGGAAGGUUAUUGGUGAUGGGAAUUUUGCAGUAGUCAAGGAAUGCAUGGACAGAUCCACUGGAAAGGAAUUUGCCCUGAAGAUUAUAGACAAAGCCAAGUGUUGUGGAAAGGAGCACCUGAUUGAGAAUGAAGUGUCAAUCCUGCGCAGGGUGAAGCAUCCAAAUAUCAUCAUGCUGGUUGAGGAGAUGGAGACAGCUACUGAGCUCUUCCUGGUGAUGGAACUGGUCAAAGGUGGGGAUCUCUUUGAUGCAAUUACCUCUUCAACCAAGUACACCGAGAGAGACGGCAGUGCCAUGGUGUACAACCUGGCCAGCGCCCUCCGCUAUCUUCACGGCCUCAGCAUCGUGCACAGGGACAUCAAGCCAGAGAACCUCUUGGUGUGUGAAUAUCCUGACGGGACCAAGUCCUUGAAACUGGGAGACUUUGGUCUGGCCACUGUGGUGGAAGGCCCUUUGUACACAGUCUGUGGCACACCAACUUACGUGGCUCCAGAAAUAAUUGCUGAAACUGGCUAUGGCCUGAAGGUGGACAUUUGGGCAGCAGGUGUGAUCACAUACAUACUUCUCUGUGGAUUCCCACCAUUCCGAAGUGAGAACAAUCUCCAGGAAGAUCUCUUUGACCAGAUCUUGGCUGGGAAGCUGGAGUUUCCAGCCCCCUACUGGGAUAACAUCACGGACUCAGCAAAGGAAUUAAUCAGUCAAAUGCUUCAGGUAAACGUUGAAGCUCGGUGUACCGCGGGAGAAAUCCUGAGCCACCCCUGGGUGUCAGAUGAUGCCUCCCAGGAGAAUAAUAUGCAAGCUGAAGUAACAGGUAAACUCAAACAGCACUUUAAUAAUGCGCUCCCCAAACAGAACAGCACCACCACCGGGGUCUCGGUUAUCAUGAACACGGCUCUAGAUAAGGAGGGGCAGAUUUUCUGCAGCAAGCACUGUCAGGACAGCAGCCGACCCGGGAUGGAGCCGACCUCUCCGGUCCCCCCCUCAGCCGAGGAGCCCUCCGUGUCCGCACCGGCAGCCCUGGCCCCCGCCCCUCCAGAGUCCCCCAUACCCCCUUGUCCUCCUGCUGCGGAAAGCUGCGAGCGGGCAGGGACCUGGCGCCGCCACCGUGACUGACCCCCGGCGGGCAGGCCGCAGCCCGCGCCGCUGGAAAGCCCCGCUUCCGUCGGGCCCGCGGCCCUCUCACUGAUCGGCCCUUCUCUGCUGACUGCUGUUGGGAAGUUUGCUGGCACCUCUGAGGGCUGCCAGGAACCAGGAGCUCAGUGCCAGGGAUUUGCUCUUCGUAGUCUGGACUCUGCCCUCCAGUUCCUGGAGAGGACGUGUCCUAUGCAGUCUUGGUUGCGGUGACAUAUUCGGAGGGGCUCCUUUUAAAUUGUUUUCAGUUCAAUGGAUAUUUUGCAGUGUCACCAGGAGAAUGUGCACCUUUUAUCUGGGAUUUAAUGCAUUUUUAUAGAAACACUUUGGAUGAAUCAAGCUCUCUAUUUAAGUAAACUCAGAGCGUUCCUUAGAACUGCAUUUGUCCCUUUGUGGGUGUCCUGCGAGAGGUGCCGUGGCACCCGGGAUGGAGCCGACCUCUCCGUCCCCCCCUCAGCCGAGCCGCCCUCCGCUGAGGAGAGAUUUGGAGGACUGGCUUCCUGAUGGAAAAAGUGAGCACCCAAGAGGACAGUCUGGUCACCGGAUACUAAUUCAGACUUUGAGAAGUGGUUCUAGGUGCCCAAGGAAGCAGCCCGCCAGUAGCCUGGGGCGCUGGGCUUACCUAAGACAACACUGGAUAUUUAUUCGUAUACAGACCACAGGGGAAUGUCACUUUCUUCCCCAGACAACGCGUGUUCUCCCCCCAACUCCUCCCACGUAUGUAUUAGGAGACGUUAAUGGAGUUGUCCUUCGGGCUUUUCAUGAAAGGCUUGCGCACGCGGCAUCGCCCGGCCGAGUGGCUUCUCCUCGGCAAGCUGGCUUCUAGCAGAGCGAGGGAAACCAGCCAUCUGGGUAGCCACCGCGGUCUCUUUCUUCAUCUGCUUGUCAUCUGGAGCUGGCCGGAAACAACUGAGGAAACACAGCCCGAGGCACAGUCAGGACAGGAAGGUGCUCCACAAACAUCCUCUGUUACUAACCUUCUGGAAGGCUGCUGGCAGUUUUUCCUUUUUCCCCCACUACCCUGCCCUUUUUAAUAAUUGUACAUAAUCAAUGUAUUUGUUUUACUUGCUCAUCUUCUAAACUGGGGGGCCCUGUAGUUCAUUUUCAUUGUUAGACUUUUGCCUCUUACAAGUGUACCCAACCUGCAAUAAACCCUUCUUGAGAAAAAAGCGAUGGGGGCGGGUGAAGGAUUGUGUGGUGGUGGUGGUUGACAAAGGACGUGUGAUCAAAGCACACUUCCGCAGGCAGCCGAGGCUCCAUGUCGUGUUAAGAAGGUUCGGGUGAGGAGUGGGGAGGGAGAGUGAUGCUUGGGAAGAGCACAUAAAAAUGCAUCUCGGUCAAAGGGUACUUGCUAACAGGUGCACACACCUGCAACAAAACCUCAGGAAUAAAUAGGGAUUCUUACUGUCCGGCAGAGGAAUCUUAUGGCAGGAAGGUCAGGCUUCAUAGGACAUAGGGAGCGGGGCAGUGUUCUGUCUGCCAUGUCUCUGACUCAGAGACCGUGCAGUCUCCGGUCUCUGCUGCUCCGGGUGCAUUUUGGCUCUUGGUUCUGUCCUCUUGAACUCCUGCUUGCCCGUAGCUCUGGCAUCGCCUGGUGCUGCUCUCUCCCCAGCUUCUCAAGGCUGUCCAACUCCAGGCCUCGUGACCAUCUACUUCAGCUCUGGAUCUCUUAAUUCACAUUGCUGAAGGAAUGAGACCAUCCGACUGGCUCCAGCCAUGGGGUGAUUUCUCCCGGGGCUGGUGCUGAUCCAUGAUUCAAUCCAGAGGCUGGUCACAGAAUGCUGAUUGUGCCUCCUGGGCCCACAGCUGCAGCAGGGCUAGGCUUCAGGAGGGGGGCAGUUUCAGAAAAGCUGUGCUAUACAGGUCUAGCGCAUUCUGCUUGUCUCUGGUCUCACUGAUGAGUUAAAGAGCAAGAUUUUUCAUGGUUUCCAGUGGAAAUAUUUUUGUUAAUGAAAAAGAAGAGCUAAUGUAAAGGAAAGAGAACAUGGAAAUAGUGAUGGAGCAUGACCUCUGGCGGCGAUCAGAGCCUGAAACCGGAGUCCCUCCCUGGAACUGAGGUUAGAAGGCAUUUGCUGACAACUUAAAGUAUUUGCCAGGGCAUCGCUGGUCACUGGUGAUAAGGGGAAGGAGCAUCUCCUGUCCAGCACCUGCUCUUGUCCCCUGGGCCACCCUCGGAUGGCCUGGGGUGUGGUCGGGGAGGAUGGCCUGCAGACAGGAAGUGGCAUGAGCAGGCGGGACAGCCCAGCCUCGCGGCUUUUCUGUAAUUACACGAAUCCCACAAACACCUAGACGGUGAUGUGUGGCGGUGAAGGAGCAAACCGAGCAGUUAGGAGGCGCAACACAAGUCACAGAAUGGGUGGGAGACAGAGUCACCAUGCAGUUUUAGUUUUUUCCAUCUCCAAAGCCGUGCUCUUUGGAGAAACCCCGUCUCAUGGGGGCAAAUCAAGGCCUAGAUGUGAAUGGUCACUAAGUAAUGAUCCUAAAUAAAGGCCCUGACACCACAAGCAAACUGUUCAUUUGCCUCUGUGUUUAGAAAACAUUUGUUGAACUCUUCUUCUGUUCUCAGAAUCCAAAUUAAAUACAGGGAUAUAAUUGCUAGGUUUCUCUGCUCCUGCACAGUGAGGAUGGCAUGUACUUGUUUGAUGUGCAUUCGCUUACUCCAACAGGGGGUCUGUGUCUAAAGGAACUGACCUUUGAAGGGGUAGGAAAAGGGAAGUGGUGACCUGCUGAAGCCAUCAUGGGGAGCCUGCUGAGCUCAGCGACUGCCCAUGGGUCAGGGGGUGUGUGUGUCUCUCUUCAAAAAGGUUGCUGCAUUGUGUCCAUAUAUGGAAUAUAUGGAUUGAAAACAUUUGGUAAAACUUCCCAGAAUAUUAUCAUGGAUACAACUGUGAAAUGUGAAUUUGAAAGUAUGAGGACCAUUCAGAACAGACUGUAUGGAAAGAGAAAGGGUGCGGACUGCUGAUGACUUGGAGCAGUGCAUGACCCCCCGGAAAUGCAGUGGAAGCUGCUUCAUUUAAUAUUUUCUGGUGCCACAUUAAAAAGGAAUGGGUGAAGUAAA